Messenger RNA from Cydia pomonella (codling moth), 6501 nucleotides. It is a transcript of the gene neur, whose product is annotated as protein neuralized. Gene Ontology annotation, molecular function: ubiquitin protein ligase activity. The transcript has 4 exons. The coding region runs from base 843 to 2756 and encodes 637 amino acids. NCBI's taxonomy places the organism in Eukaryota, Metazoa, Arthropoda, Insecta, Lepidoptera, Tortricidae. The record is from RefSeq and is a predicted model, not a curated record.
AUAUAUUAUGCUGAAGCGAUCGACAUCAAAAUCAAAGUGAUUUAGUGGAAACAGUUUUCUACCGAAAUGGAAUUUCAUAAAAAAAUACCCGUUAUUUCGUUAAAUUCAAAAAGCUAUUUUUCCCUAACAAUUGAAACUAAAAUAAGGCGCUCUUGUUACGCAUGCAUGCUUACAUUACAUCUAGGGCUAAAUCUAAUAACAUAAAGAUGCCAUUUUAUUUAAAACUUACACUUUUGUUCAAAUCCAAUUUUUUAAACGUUAUUACUAUGAGGUCAAGUUUCUUUGCAAACUUUUUGGCUUGAAACAUAUACUUACAUAUGUAAUGUAUUAUAUAGUAUAAAAUACAUAAGUACUACAGUUUCAUGUCUAUCAGCAAUCAACACUGUUAUAACUCAAAUAAGUACUUGCAUCUCAACGGGAGCGUUACAUCUGCCAUUCUCUCCCUCGUAGUUAAACGGCCCAUAUGUACCUAAAUAACAAUACACAUACGUCACUAUGCACUAAGGGGAUUACAAAAUACGCAGUAAAUCGAAAAAAGUCCUAACUCUUUAUAUCUCGAAACAUACUUACGCAGUUUUAGCGCUGUGCCGUUGUGCGCGCGCAUCGCUCCCCUGAACAUUUCACGCAAGCGAGCGUCACUCCGCCAGUAGGGCCCGUGCUGAGCGGACGUCGACGCGUCAUAGCUUCGCCGCGUACGUCGUUCGUCAUUCGAAUUUUGAAUUUAGAACUUUCAUUUAAAUAGUGAUUAAUUUUUUUUUUAAACAAAGUGCGUUUGUAGUGCCGUUUGGAUUUGGAAUUUUUCGGACGUUACUGUGUAUGGACCUAUGUUUUGAUCUGUAACAAUGAUGGGUGUCAGUUGUAUGAGCGUACGGCAGGCUAGGGGCGCUUGCCACUGCCCCGCGUGCCCUAGGGCUUCGCAUUUGCCCCCGCAGACGUUGGUGCUGCCUCCGAUGGCUAUGGAGCCCGAAACCACCCCCGUUAAGGACAAAAAGGGGGGCAAGAUGAAGGUGCUUAAGAAAAUUAAAAAGAAGAUUGGAUUAGCGCCCCGCACCUCCUGCACCGGCGGCGCCCCCAACAACCUGCCCCCGCUGGGAUUUCACAGCGUCCACGGAGAGAACAUCAGGAUAUCGAGGGAUGGAUCUGUCGCCCGACGAGUCGAGAGCUUCUGCAAGGGCGUCGCGUUCAGCGCGAGACCGGUCAGGGUUAAUGAGAAGGUCUGCCUUCGCUUCGUCGAGAUCUCCAACAGCUGGAGCGGCGUCAUCCGCUUCGGCUUCACCACCCACGACCCCACGACCCUGUCCCACUCGCUCCCUAAAUACGCCUGCCCCGACCUCACCAACAAACCAGGGAACUGGGCCAAGGCUUUAGGCGAGAGGUUCUGCGAAAAGGACAACAUCUUGUACUACUACGUGAACUCCGCUGGAGAUGUCCACUUCGGCGUCAAUGGAGAAGAUAAAGGGCUUUUCUUUACAGGAGUAGAUACUCGCUCGCCGCUCUGGGCGCUAGUAGAUGUAUACGGAAACUGUACAGCAGUUCAAUUCGCUGAUCCGAGAGUCCCGAAUCAAGUUAGAAGACCGAAUCAAAGUCCUGUUGAAGAAGACAGGCUUAUAUCAGGAAUGCGAUCGCUGUCUGUCGAAGAGUCACUCCCGCAGCCUAGAUACCAGAACCCAUUAGUGCCUUUAAGCCUACACAGGACUAAAGGCAGGAACGUGCAGUUUAUUAAUGAUAGAGGAGUCGCAGCUAGGAUUGAGGCUGAGUUCUGCCAAGGAUACGUGUUCACUGCGCGUCCUAUGCGUCCAGGGCAAACUAUCGUAGUCCAAAUCCUGUCUACAGAAACCGCCUACGCCGGCAGCUUAGCUAUCGGUCUGACCUCCUGCGAUCCGGCGACAUUAAGACCUUGUGAUCUGCCUGAUGACGCCGAACAGCUCCUAGAUCGACCAGAGUAUUGGGUAGUGCGUAGAGACGCCGCCAACGGUUUACGCAGAGGCGAUGAGCUGGCUGUAACUUUAACUUUAGACGGUGAAGUCCGUGUUAGCAGGAAUGGAUCAAAUCCUAUCACAGUCAUGCACGUAGAUCAUACCUUAAGAUUAUGGGCGUUUGUGGACAUCUACGGGGCUACGCAGAAAGUAAGGAUGCUGAGCUCUCAGACGGCUCAAACGCCGCCGCAGCAGCUGAGGGUCCUGGCGGGCUCAGCACAGCCGAUACAGACUAGUGCAGGUGGAACUGUGCUGGUCGUGAGUCUGCCGCCGCAGAAUGGUGCUCAGAAUUUGGCCAAUCAGCAGAUGACGUUGGCCAGCGCGCAUUAUAUUGAGCCAAUCCAGUCAUCCCAACUGUGCCUGAGCAGCCUCGCGGCCAUGUCGCCGCCGGCGUGCCCGGCCGCGCCGCCCUACCCGCGCCGCGCGCCCGCCCCCGCGCCCGCCCCCGCCCCCGCCGCCGCCCCCGACGCCUGCUCCGCCACGCAGAACAGCUGCAACGAGCUCGUCAACAUCCAGCCCGAGCGCGUGGAGCGACCCUCCACCUCUAGACAGCCCGCCCACCACCAGCCCAUCUACUCCGUCAUCGGCGAGGGGCAGAACCUCACCGGCACCGAGUGCACCAUCUGCUACGAGAAUCCUAUAGACUCUGUGCUGUACAUGUGCGGACAUAUGUGCAUGUGCUACAGGUGCGCGGUUCAACAGUGGAGGGGCAAAGGUGGCGGCCAGUGUCCGCUCUGCAGAGCUCAGAUCAAAGAUGUAAUUCGUACGUAUAAGUCUUGAUUUAAUUUUACUUUUAGGGCGUACGGUGUUGCCAGGUGAGAUUUAAAAAAUGUUAUAAUUGUUGAUUUGAACUGGCAAUACUGUUUAAUUAUUGUACUUAUUGAUUCGGUUUAGAGAUUGCCAAAUAUCACUUGACGUUAUUUAUUUUGACAUUUGCAUUUGGCCGCUCGAACUUAUCUUUGGUGAUUUGCCUGUUCAAAUGUCAAGGAUAAGUUCGAGCUGUCAAUUUAAGUUAAGACACUGACACUUAGUUUAGUAUAUGACGUGACAUUGAUAUGAGCACCUUAUUUCGUCCACUUAAAGAAAUUUUACAUUGCUCCAAAAUAUUGAACUGUUUCGAAUUUUGGAGUUCUGUUGUACACUAUUUGGACUUAUGAUAUAUGACAAAAACUAUUUAUAAUAAUGGAAAACCUAAUAUAUAACCUAAAAUAUGUAACUAUUGGUAUAUUAGUUGCUUUAUAAGGUCAAAAUUAUAAUUUCGAAUUGACAUUAACUGUUUUGUUUUAUGGCUAUGAAAAAUUUAUGUAAUGAAUACUGGCAGUUUAGAAAAGAAAUUAUCGCCAGUAUUUUUUAACCAUCAACACUUUUUUUUCAAUAUUGGCAACUUAAAAACCUGACUGUCAGUUUGACAGCAUUAAAUGCAGUGUUCAAUAUGAACUCGCUUGCAUUCAAAGAAGUUUCAGUUGCCAUUUUGGAAAUACUUGUUUACUGACUGACGAAGGUAGACUUUCACAAAAGGAAUUUGAAUGUAGUUAAUUCAAAUGAAUGUAUGGAAUUCACAUGUAAUACCAUAUGGAGUCAAUAUAACAAAAUAUUUUUUAGCAAUAAUGUAUAAAAUUGACCAGGAAUCUUAACAUGACAAACAAGUUUUCAAAAUAAAAUUGAAAAGAAUUAAAAAUGCACAAAUGCUACUACAUCCAUAUUGAUUUAUACGCAAUUUUUAUAUAGCAUUACAUGUGAAUGAUAUAAAUAUGUAUGUAUGAAAGCAGUAGUAACGGCUAGGUAUUAUAAUAAGCAGAUAGGAUUCCUAGCUUACAAUAUUCACUGUAUAUGCGUAUACCGGAACGUACCAUAAUCAAUGAAAAAAAAGCUAUAAAAUAUGUGGCAACACUUUUGGUCAAAGUGUUCGACAUAUUUAUAUGUAACCAAAUCUGUUAAGUAACGCAAUGGAUUUUUUAAUUGAAUAAUUAGUUGAUUUGAUGAAUAAAAUGUCAAUUCAUGAUCUUCCAUAGACUAUACCUUCAUUUUUUUGAUUGUGGUCCGUUUCGAUGCACGCAAAAAAAACAUGGCUACGAAAAUACGUACGUCCAUAUUGAUUAUAAAUUGAUGAUAGAUGAUAAUCGCAUUUAAUGAUUUUAUGAUCAUAUCAUUGUUUCUAUGUGUUACCGAGGUCAUUCGCUUACAUUUACUAUAGUACAAUAAUUUCGUUUUACAUUAGUGAAUGUUGGGCUAUGGCCUAUGGGUAGGGAGUUCCUAUUUACGGUUUUUUGGUAAAUUUUCUCUUUGGUCGCUCGAUUGAUGCUUCAAAAUGUCAUUUUUAAAGUAAAUACGAAGACUAACGUCAAAAUGACAUUUGAAGAGACCAAGCGCCAUGACAGAUAAGCGGAGUUGCCAGUAGAUAUAAAGCUACCGAGCAUUAUUGCCAGUGCUAAGCUGCUCGGGAAAAUUUACCUAAAAAAACGUUUUCUUCGAGACAAUAGUUAACCAGUAAGCUUUAAAAAUCUCUAUUGGUAUCAUUCCUUUCUUGCUCAAAUAUUUUUCUUCAUGGCAAUACUGAGUUGACAUAUCUAGACUUUGACAUAUCUAUCCUUUUGAAUUUGUACAUAUAUUUAAUAAUCAUUCCUUAGUGUGAUUGUACUGAAAGUUACAUUGGACUUUUGAAUCAUUAAAAAUGCAAUUUUUUAGUAGAAUCACACUUAAUUUUUAAAUUACCAUUAAUUUUGUGUAUACCAAACGUUUGCAGCCAGUUUUAUAUUUGAUUUAAUUUGUAUGUUUAAUUUAUUUAAUUAAUAUUUUAAUCAGUGGAAUUCUAAGUUUACAGAGACUGAAUAUGAUAGUUUCUUGAUAAAAAUAUCUCGAGUUGGUGGCAGACGCAUGUAACACCCAUGAAGCUAUCCAUAAGCUGCGAUGACCACAUUAAUUUUGGUGAGAUGGGGAGAUAUAAUAAGUAAAUGUUUAGCACAAAAAAUACUGCCACUGCCUCAGAUAUUUUUGUAUGGCAAUACUAUAUUAAGACUACUGAUUCUACAUACCAAAACAGUGUGACCAGUUUUCGACUACAAUAUCACAGUUUCAAGCCAAAUCUUUGUAUAAGUUAGCAUUAUAAUAUGUAAAUAUUAAUUGAGAUUAAGAUGUUUAGAUGCUGGUACAUGUCUGACUGAUAUUUUUCUCACUACUCUAAUUUAUUUUUCUGAAAAAAUAUUUUAUUUUAUUUGGCAACACUUUUGAUCAGUACUACCAACUGAAAGUAACAAGUUUUCCUUCGAAUAAGAGGUAGCCCACAUACGAAGAAAUCCAAAUCACUAUUUCUAUAGUUUUGUGGAAAAGUUCUUCGAAAAUCUGUUAUUUUGUUCUGACAGAUUUUCGUGGACAUGACCCUGAUUUCCGACGCGUCUGUAUUGGCCAUAAGGUUGUCAAAAAUACUAGAAACUUUAUUUAUCUUCGAUUAUUUUAAGUUGUUAGGUCUUCUAAAUUUCUUCAUUUUUCUCUAUUCAUUUGGACAUGUACCAUCAUCGCGCAACCAAGGUUUUCUGAUGUACUAACUUCAAAAUAUCAUUCGCUGUGUUGCUUUUAAUGUGUGUCUCAAAACGAAGUGUUUUGCUUUUGCUAUCCUGCUAGAGCGGAGAUUUUUACUUGAGCCUCCGAUUCCUAUAAGAUACUACAUUCUUACGGUAGAUGUCGCUAUGCACCUCCCUACGGAAGAUAAAGCCAGACCGAGCUAAGUUGGCAGCGAUUUCGAUAGCCCAGCCUGUGCAAGUGUUAAGCAAACGUCAUAAUUUCAUAGAAGUUUGACUUUUAAAAUAACACUUGCACUUUCUGGGCUGUCAAAAUUGCUGCCAACUUAUCUUGGUCCGACUCUAUGGAGAAAUUCGCACGCACGGUGAGCUGCGGUAACUCAGUUGCUUAACACAUUCACCGCUGAGCUACGGUCAUAGCGCUACGUCGUAACAGAUAAUAUAGGUUCCCCGGUAUGUAGAGGAAAUGCUUCGUAGAGGCAAAACGACAACGUGUCGUGAUUAGCGCUGAAUGGGUUAAGAUAGACCAAAUGUUCCAAAAGGUCGCAAGUUCGAAUCUUGCCCUAAGUGAUGAAUUUUUCCAUUUUUCUUUAAAUUUAAAAAAAUAUAGCUUUUUAUUCCGACCUCAUCUACCAGAAAUCUCCAACUCUGAAGUAUUGUGCAAAGGAUUAACAAUUUUACGUGACUUCCAAGAAAAGCCUUCAAGAACAAAAAGCUUACUCCCAUCCUUUACAUCACGUAAUGCACUUGCAACAUCUCUGGUGUCCAUGAGCAUCGGCAAUUGCUUACCAUCAGGCGAUUGUCCUCAAAACAAGCAGUUAUAAUAUGUGUGAAAGAAAGUUUUUUUGUUAUUUUUGAAGUUUGGCCACCGGAGAACCUCGGUGUAUGUGAUAUGAUUAUUUCUGCGGCUCACGUCUGUACAGCUGUCGUCUAGUCGUUAGUAUAUUUAUUUACGUUCUUGCUACGAUGUUGGUUAGAUUAAGUUUUCGAAUAAAAAUGAUUAUUGAACA